AGUUUCAGGAUUCCUGGCACCUCGUCCGCUCCGAGUCCGCGACUCUUUCACUGAGAUACAUACACCCCGACUCGCUAGCGAGCAGGCAGGCAGAAUGGAGCGCCACGCCGAGAAGCCGCUCCUCGUGCUGCCCUCCUGCCUCCUCCUCCUCCUUGUCCUCCUCCUCGCCCCGCUUGUCUCCGCCGUCCCCACGCCAAGAAGCCUGCGCCUGGGGAGCCACCAGCAGCACCCGCCGGCUCUGAAGCUCAGUUCCUCUCAGGAGACGACGGCGAUCGCGGCGGCGAUGAUGAACACGGGCAGGCCGACGGCGAGGAUGGACGUGGAGGUGAACGACUACCAGCCGUCGGGCCCCAACAACCGCCACGACCCACCCAAGGGUCCUGGAAGAACUUGAACGGGGCUCAGCUGGACGACGUACGCGCGCCCCCAAUAAUCCUUCUCCUUCGUCGUCGUCGUCUUCACCGGUAGUACAGAGUGCGUUGCUUGUGCUAGCUCAUGUGUAUAUAUAUACCGGCCGCGCGUGUGUAUGGCCGUGUGCAAGCACAUCGGUGGGUCGUUAAGUUGUGUUGGUUGCUGUUCGUCAGAAAGAACUGCACUGCAUGCAGAUCGAUUUCGUACCCCGCUGCAGGUGCCGGUACAGUAUCUAUCAGCAAAAGCAGCAUCAUUGCUCC
Zea mays is the source of this 671-nucleotide messenger RNA. RefSeq lists its product as uncharacterized. Bases 95 to 394 code for a protein of 99 amino acids. The transcript has 3 exons. Lineage: Eukaryota; Viridiplantae; Streptophyta; Magnoliopsida; Poales; Poaceae. The record is from RefSeq and is marked predicted.